CGCCCCUCAGCCGACGUCACCCAGGCUCCGCAUCUGCUGCAGUCGCUGCGGGGAGGAGGCGGCGGCGCGAGCGCGGCAGAGAUGGCGUCGGCUACUGACUCCCGCUAUGGGCAGAAGGAAUCCUCGGACCAGAACUUCGAUUACAUGUUCAAGAUCCUGAUCAUCGGCAACAGCAGCGUGGGCAAAACCUCCUUCCUGUUCCGCUACGCCGACGACUCCUUCACGCCCGCCUUCGUCAGCACCGUGGGCAUCGACUUCAAGGUCAAGACCAUCUACAGGAACGACAAACGCAUCAAGCUGCAGAUCUGGGACACGGCGGGGCAGGAGCGGUACCGCACCAUCACCACCGCCUACUACCGCGGGGCCAUGGGCUUCAUCCUCAUGUACGACAUCACCAACGAGGAGUCCUUCAACGCCGUGCAGGACUGGUCCACCCAGAUCAAGACCUACUCGUGGGACAACGCGCAGGUGCUGCUGGUGGGGAACAAGUGUGACAUGGAGGACGAGCGCGUGGUGUCCUCGGAGAAGGGGCGCCAGCUCGCCGAGCACCUGGGGUUUGAGUUUUUCGAGGCCAGCGCCAAGGACAACAUCAACGUGAAGCAGACCUUCGAGAGGCUGGUGGACAUCAUCUGCGAGAAGAUGUCCGAGUCGCUGGACACGGCCGACCCCGCGGUCACCGGCGCCAAGCAGGGCCCCCAGCUCACGGACCAGCAGGCCCCCCCGCACCAGGACUGUGCCUGCUAGGGGCCAGCCCCCCCAAACCUCCCCCAGAGCCCCCCCAAAAUCCGGUCAGUGCGCCCCAAACCCCCCCCACGAGCUCCUCCUCUUGGGGGUCCCGCGGGGGCUUUUGCUGCUGAUACCUCCGAAAGGGCUGCGGCCCCUCUAGGAGCCCCCACCCCAAUUCAUUAGGCUAUGACCCCCCCCCCCCCCCACACCCCUUAAUUUAUUUUUAAGCCUGGGCUGGUAGAAAACUUCCCCCCUGCCCCCCUCAUUCUGCUUUUAAUCACUGUCAAGAAACCAUCACCCCCAGCCCCAUUUCCCCUGGUGAAACCCACCCACCCUGUCCUGGCACCCCUUGUCCUGGAGACCCCCCUGCCCUUUUUCCUUCUCUGGGACCCCCUUUCCUGGAGACCCCAAUUGCCCUGGAGACCCCUCCCCGUGGCCUGGGACCCUGUCCUGGUACCCCCUGCCCUUUUCCCUGCUCUGGGACCCCGUGGCCUGGAGACCCCUGCCCUGGAGAUGCCCCUGUCCUGGUACCCCCUGCCCUUUUUCCUUAUCUGGAACCCUCUUUCCCAGAGACCCCCUGUGCCCUGGAGACCCCCCUGCCCUUUUCCCUGCUCUGGGACCCCAUGGCCUGGAGACCCCUGCCCUGGAGAUGCCCCUGUCCUGGGACCCCCUGCCCUUUUUCCUUAUCUGGAACCCUCAUUCCUGGAGACCCCCUGUGCCCUGGAGACCCCCCUGCCCUUUUUCCUGCUCUGGGACCCCUGUCCUGGCACCUCUUGCCCUGGAGACCCCCCUGUCCUGAGACCCCCUGCCCUUUUUCCU
Molecule: messenger RNA, 1545 nt
Organism: Melospiza georgiana
Lineage: Eukaryota; Metazoa; Chordata; Aves; Passeriformes; Passerellidae
Gene: RAB3A
Product: RAB3A, member RAS oncogene family
Exons: 5
Coding region: 82-744 (220 amino acids)
Biological process (GO): maintenance of presynaptic active zone structure; regulation of exocytosis; axonogenesis
Cellular component (GO): plasma membrane; synaptic vesicle membrane; axon
Molecular function (GO): GTP binding; GTPase activity
Source: RefSeq, a predicted model, not a curated record